Lactuca virosa is the source of this 1446-nucleotide messenger RNA. The record is from the annotation of a GenBank genome assembly. Lineage: Eukaryota; Viridiplantae; Streptophyta; Magnoliopsida; Asterales; Asteraceae.
AUGAUGGCUACAACUGCAGUAAUUGGACUAAGGGCAGGUGAAAGGCUAUUAGGUUCAUCUUCUUACUACUCUGAUGUUAAUGAAAAGCUGUCAUGCAGCACUGAUCUUGGGUUCAUAUCUGUCCCAAAUAAGAACAUGAUUACUGCAAAAAGUAUACACCCAUGGGUUCAGGGAUCUGAGCACUUGAAAGAGGAAGAUUCUUGUCAAGACUUUUCAGUUGAAGCCUUACUCUUAUUCCAAAAAUCUUUGUUAGAAAAGCAAUGGAAUCUUUCAAACGAGGGGGCAUUGACUACAGUUAACCCAACAGAUAAAAGCAGCAGAAAGAUGUAUGUCAGUGGUUCAGGGAAAUCUGCACGUAGGCGUAGAAUAGAUGCUCAAAAGAAAACACCAAAUAAAAGAUGUAUCAGAUUUGUAAUCAGUCCAGAUCUGCUCCAAAAUCGUGCAAUAGGCAAUGUUAAAGGGAUAACAAGUGAUUCUUUGCUCACUCAUGCUGAGGUGGUGGUUUUAUCUAAAAAGAUAAAAAUCGGUCAACAUUUAGAAGAGCAGAAGUCAAGAUUGAAGGAAAGAUUGGGAUCUGAACCCUCAGAGGAUCAACUUGCAGCAUCAAUGAAGAUCCCACGAGCUGAGCUGCAAGUCAAACAGAUUGAAUGCAAAUUGGCAAGAGAGAAGCUGGCCAUGAGCAAUGUCCGUUUAGUAAUGUCAGUUGCACAAAAGUAUGCACACAUGGGAGUUGAAAUCGGUGACCUAAUUCAGGGAGGUCUAAUUGGACUGCUCCGUGGGAUAGAAAAAUAUGAUUCAUCAAGGGGGUUCAAGAUUUCUACUUAUGUUUAUUGGUGGAUACGACAGGGUGUUUCCAAAGCAUUAAUCGAAAAUUCUAGGACACUAAGAUUGCCUAUCCAUAUGCAUGAAAGAUUGAGUGCAAUACGAAAUGCUAAGGCUAAGCUUGAGGAAAAAGGAAUAACACCAUCAAUAGAAAAAAUUGCAGAAACCCUGAAAAUGUCAACAAAGAAAGUAUUGAAUGCCACUGAGGCAAAAUGCAAAGUGUUCUCACUUGAUAGGCCAGCAUUCCCUUCUAUAAAUGGUAAUCCAGGGGAUACCUUCCAGAGUUACAUGGCAGAUGACCACCCAGGGAACGACCCUUGGCAUGGAGUAGAUCAUGGCGCUCUCAAGGAUGAAGUGAACAAGUUGAUGACCACAACUCUAAGGGAAAGGGAGAGAGAGAUCAUUCGUUUGUACUAUGGUCUCGAUAACGAGUUCCUUACUUGGGAAGAUAUUAGUAGAAGGAUGGGGUUGUCGAGAGAAAGAGUUAGGCAGGUGGGGCUUGUUGCACUAGAGAAACUAAAACAUGCUGCACGGAAGACAAAUCUGGAGGCUAUGCUAGUGGAACAGUGAAAAAAGCUGUAUCAAUUGCCUGUAUAUACAAAUCAUCCAUACAUACAUAUAUAC